GUCCCACGUGCGGGAGGCGAAUGCAGUUCAUGCUGUCCUGGGCCACCUGCCCUUGCAGCAUAUCUCGUCUCUCGAUUAGCCGAUAACCAACUGCCCAACUGGGGCGCAUCACAUACUGGCUGGCGGUGGAUCAGGCAAGAAUGUAGCACGCCUUGCAGCAAAUGCUCUGUUGUCUCACGAGGAGUUCCCUCCAUGCAUUCCUCCAAGAAGAGAGGGUAAUAUAUACCCGGUUGCCAUCUUUAACCUUUGCUACUCCUCAGUCGCUAGCGGACGAAGAGCCUACAGUCCCAAAGAACGUGACUUCCCUUCUCGCCUUCAUUGCUCUUGGUGUUUUCGAUCCCUCCAGCUCUCUCCGCAGCUGUCCCAGCCGCAGAAAGACUCGGAUGAAUCAGUCGUGGGACAGCGGAAAAUGAUGGUGAAAGGAGACGCACCGGUGCAUAGCGGCAGCUGUUUCUUGCAGCCGCCGGAGAGGAUGAUGAGACUUCCUGAUGUGCUCCUACUCCAAAUCCUUCUUCUGCCGGUGUUCGCCUGCGCCGUGGAUCUUCCGGCGCCGCUCAACGACGAGGUGAUGGGCCUCAUCGUGUUCAAGGCGGCGCUGGAGGACCCGACGGCGGCGCUGGCGUCGUGGAACGAGGCGGACGCUACCCCGUGCGGCUGGGCGCACGUCCGGUGCGACCCUCGCACGUCCCGGGUCGUUCGCCUCGCCCUCGAUUCGCUCUCCCUCUCCGGCCCCCUCCCCCGCGGCCUCGACCGCCUCCCGGCCCUCGCCUCCCUCUCCUUGUCCAACAACAACCUCUCCGGGCCCGUCCCCCCGGGCCUCUCCCUCCUCCCCGCCCUACGCUCCCUCGAUCUCAGCCGCAACUCCUUCUCCGGCAGCCUCCCCGGAGACCUCGCUUUUCUCCCCUCCAUCGUCUCCCUCGACCUGUCCUCCAACGCGCUCUCCGGCCCUCUCCCGGACUCCCUGUUCUCCGCCGCCACCUGCGGCUCGCUCCGGUUCCUCUCGCUCGCCGGGAACCGCCUCGAGGGCCCCUUUCCGUCCGCAUUGUCCCGCUGCUCUUUUCUGCUCUACCUUAACCUCUCCAACAACCGAUUCUCUGGCUCCCCGGACUUUGAGACCGGCCUAUGGUCUCUCUCCAGGCUCCGAGUGCUUGACCUGUCCCAUAAUUCCUUCUCCGGACCUGUUCCCGAUGGCAUCGCGAAUUUGCAUCGCCUCAGGAACCUCCAGCUGAACGGCAACCGCUUCUCGGGAACCAUCCCAGCCGGCGUCGGGCUCUGCCGGCACCUGAGCAUCUUGGAUUUGAGCUACAACUCAUUCGAGGGAGCCCUGCCGAGCUCCAUGAGGUACCUCGGUUCGUUAACUUCUCUCAAACUGUCGGACAACCAGUUGUCCGGAGACGUUCCUGCGUGGAUCGGAAACUUGACGACCAUUCAGCAGGUGGACCUGUCAAACAAUAAGCUCGCCGGGAAUUUGCCUGCUUCUCUCGGCGGCCUAAAAGAGGUGAAUUACCUGAGCCUGUCGAACAACCUGCUGACCGGAGCUAUCCCGGACACGGUUGCAGGAUGCACGAAGCUCUCUGAGCUGCAUCUGAAAGGGAAUCGUCUCAACGGCAGCGUUCCACUGGGACUGUUCGACCUCGGGCUACAGGUUCUCGACUUGUCAUCGAAUGAGCUCACUGGCACGGUGCCUGCAGGAUCGACAUGGAUAUCAGAGACACUGCGGUCCUUGGACCUCUCAGAUAACAAGCUCAAUGGUACCAUUCCGCCGGAGAUGGCGUUGUUCUUUGGCUUGACGUAUUUGAACCUCUCGUGGAACGACCUCCGGACUCAGCUGCCGCCGGAGCUCGGGUUGUUUCGGAACCUGUCGGUGUUGGAUCUCCGAAGCAGUGCGUUGUAUGGCUCGAUCCCUGGAGAUCUCUGUGAAUCCGGCAGCCUCUCCGUCCUGCAAUUGGAUGGCAACUCUCUGACAGGUCCAAUUCCUGAGGAGAUCGGAAACUGCUCGUCCUUGUAUCUGCUGAGCUUAUCGCAUAAUAGCUUGAACGGUUCGAUUCCGGCGUCCCUGUCGCAGCUAAAGAAUCUUGAAAUCCUCAACUUGGAGUUCAACAACUUGAGCGGCGAGAUACCGGAGCAGCUCGGUGGCCUGGACAAUCUCUUGGCGGUGAACAUAUCGCACAACCAGCUCAUCGGCCGGCUUCCGAUGGGCGGCAUAUUCCAGAGCCUGGACUCGAGCGCACUGCAAGGAAACCUCGGCCUCUGCACUCCCCUCGUGAUGGAGCCAUGCAAACUGGACGUCCCCAAGCCGCUGGUCCUCGACCCCGACGCUUACGCCCGAGGCAACGGCAACGGCGUGCCGGCGGUAACCAAUCCGGCGAUGCCGAUGCGGCACAGAAGGUUCCUCAGUGUCUCGGCCAUCGUCGCGAUCUCGGCUGCCGUCGUCAUAUUUCUUGGAGUUAUGGCGGUCACUCUUCUCAACAUGUCGGCCCGAAGGAGAGCAGGGCUGAUGGAGAAUGCAUUGGAGCGCGUGUGCUCGAGCUCGACGAGGUCAGGGGGGUCGGAUCUGGGGACGAUGGUGGUGUUUGGUCCCGGAAGCAACCUGAGACCGGAGGAUUUGGCUAUUGGCACCGAAGCCUUACUGGCCAAGGCCACCAAGUUAGGCAGGGGAGUGUUCGGGACGGUGUACCGAGCUUCCGUCGGCGAAGAAAGGGUGUUCGCCAUCAAGAAGCUGUCAACAGCUAACAUCGUUCAGCAUCAGGAGGACUUCGAUCGCGAGGUCCAGAGACUAGGAAAGGUGAGGCACCCAAAUCUUAUGCAACUGGAAGGCUACUACUGGACGCCGGAGCUGCAGCUGCUGAUAUCGGAUUACGCUCACCAUGGGAGCUUACACUCGAGGCUUCACAAGAGGACCGAAUCGACGCCACCGCUUCCAUGGCGCGAUCGCUUCAAGAUCGCGCUGGGGACGGCUAAGGGCCUCGCUCAUCUGCACCAGUCGGUCCGCCCUCCCAUCAUCCACUACAACCUCAAGCCGACGAACAUCCUCCUGGACGAGAACUGCGACCCAAAGAUAUCCGAUUUCGGGCUCGCCAGGCUGCUGCAGAAGCUCGACAAGCACAUCAUAAGCAGUAGAUUCCAGAGCGCCAUGGGCUAUAUGGCGCCGGAACUUGCGUGCCAGAGCCUGCGGGUGAACGAGAAGUGUGAUGUGUAUGGGUACGGGGUGCUGAUCGCGGAGCUGGUGACGGGGAAGAAGCCGGUGGAAUACGGAGACGACGAUGUCGUGAUCCUGAUCGACCAUGUGAGGGCGCUCUUGGAGCAGGGCAGAGUGUUGGAUUGCGUCGACUCGAGCAUGGGGGAGUUCCCGGAGGAGGAGGUGCUGCCGGUGCUCAAGCUGGGACUAGUAUGCACGUCUCAGAUACCGUCGACUAGGCCUUCCAUGGCGGAGGUUGUUCAGAUACUACAGGUGAUAAAGGCACCACUUUAGAAGGAUCGACGUGAGCUUCCUGAUGCCAUUGCCACAAACUGUGCCUCUCGCCACUAGUUGCUUUCCUUCGAGCUGCUUCACCGAUGCAGCAUUCCCAGAUCAUGCAAGGGAAUUCUAUUCCAAAUAUUUCUAAUGAAAUGAUCCAUUUGGUGUAAGACUCAUGUUAACAUGGUUAUUUGGUUGA
Messenger RNA from Musa acuminata subsp. malaccensis (wild Malaysian banana), 3656 nucleotides. RefSeq names its product probably inactive leucine-rich repeat receptor-like protein kinase At3g28040. The record is from RefSeq and is a predicted model, not a curated record. Gene Ontology annotation, molecular function: ATP binding; protein binding; protein kinase activity. Gene Ontology annotation, biological process: protein phosphorylation. NCBI's taxonomy places the organism in Eukaryota, Viridiplantae, Streptophyta, Magnoliopsida, Zingiberales, Musaceae.